AUGGAUUGCUCAGAGGAAGUGGCACCUGUGCGCGACGAGCCCGGCGUCAAAGCGGAGCUGAAAAAGGGAAUGUCCAUUUUUAUUGAUAUUUUACGACGGGCCGACAAGAACGACGACGGCAAGCUGUCCUUGGACGAGUUCAAGGCCUACUUCUCCGACGGCGUCCUGACCCCGGAGGAACUCAAGCAGCUCUUCCACGCCAUCGACACCCACCACACGGACAACGUGGACACAGAUGAACUCUGCGAGUACUUCUCCCAGCACCUCGGGGAAUACAAGAACGUCCUGGCCGCUUUGGAAGACCUCAACGUGUCCGUCCUGAAGGCCAUGGACAAGACCAAGAAGGAUUAUCAGGAGUCCACCCACCUGGAACAGUUCGUGACUCGCUUCCUGCUGAAGGAGACGACCAAUCAGCUGCAGUCGCUCCAGAGCUCGCUGGAGUGCGCCAUGGAGACCACGGCGGAGCAGACGCGGCGGGAAAAGCAAGGUCCAGCCAAGCCGGAGGUUCUGUCAAUCCAGUGGUCGGGCCGUCGCUCCAACCGGAGACUCCAGCGGAACAACAGCCUGUCCCCCAACAACCCCAUCAUGAGUCUCGUCAACUCCGGUGUUUAUGAGGAGGAAAACCACUGGACGGUUCAAGUCAACAGGCUGCAGAAACUCAUCGACCGCCUGGAACAGAAGGAGAUCCGUCUGGAGCCCGUCGAGGACGACGUCCCGGAGAGCAAGCUGCACAUUCUGAUCGUGCAGCGGCAGCUCACCGUGCUGGAGGACGAGCUGGAGGAAUUCCGCGCGGCGCUCAGACACUACAUGGACGCCGCCAGCACGCAGACCGGAUGCCUACACGUGGCCCUUCAGCGGCUGGCUAACGAGUCGCGCUUCAUCCUGUACGAAUUCUGGGAGCACAACAGCGUGUGGAAGAAUCACCUGCAGAGCAACUACAGCAAAAGCUUCCAGAGGGCCAACGUGGACUUCCUGGAGACGCCCGAGACCGUCACCACCAUGCUGCUCCCCGCUUCGUGGUGGGUCCUCAACAACAACUGAGAGCAGCGCGUCACUCACAAACGACGCACAAACACGCGCGCACGCAGUUUAUGACGUCAUAGCGAUUAGCAUAAUUGAUUACUUCCACGGCUUCUUCUUUGUAUGAAAUAAGUAGCUGCAUUUCAUCCACUGUGUGUGUGUUUGUGUGACAUACUGAUGAUAUCUUUAAAAAAAAAAAAAAAAGUCACGACCUCCUGACGUCCUACUGAGCUGACGUCAUCGCACCUGUUUCAGACAGUGUAGCAGCACAUAAUUAUUAUACAUGAAAUAAAUUAUUACAAUACUC
Messenger RNA from Syngnathoides biaculeatus (alligator pipefish), 1327 nucleotides. RefSeq names its product N-terminal EF-hand calcium binding protein 1 (gene necab1). The record is from RefSeq and is a predicted model, not a curated record. Gene Ontology annotation, cellular component: cytoplasm. Gene Ontology annotation, biological process: regulation of amyloid precursor protein biosynthetic process. Bases 1 to 1041 code for a protein of 346 amino acids. The transcript has 13 exons. Lineage: Eukaryota; Metazoa; Chordata; Actinopteri; Syngnathiformes; Syngnathidae. Gene Ontology annotation, molecular function: calcium ion binding.